Messenger RNA from Apodemus sylvaticus (European woodmouse), 1317 nucleotides. Its product is annotated as general transcription factor IIE subunit 1-like. Gene Ontology annotation, cellular component: transcription factor TFIIE complex. The coding region runs from base 1 to 1317 and encodes 438 amino acids. Lineage: Eukaryota; Metazoa; Chordata; Mammalia; Rodentia; Muridae. The record is from RefSeq and is a predicted model, not a curated record. The transcript has a single exon. Gene Ontology annotation, biological process: transcription open complex formation at RNA polymerase II promoter; transcription initiation at RNA polymerase II promoter.
AUGGCAGACCCUGGUAUUCUUACUGAGGUUCCAACAGCAUUGAAGCGGUUAGCCAAGUAUGUCGUCCGGGGCUUUUAUGACAUUGAGCAUGUGUUGGCCUUGGACAUCUUGAUCCGGAACCGCUGUGUAAAAGAAGAGGACAUGCUGGAGCUGCUCAAGUUUAAUCGGAAGCAACUUCGAUCUGUUUUGAACAAUUUAAAGGCAGACAAGUUCAUCAAAUCCAGAAUGAGGGUAGAGACUGCUGCAAAUGGGAAGACCACCCACCAUAACUACUAUUUCAUCAGUUACCGAACUCUUGUCAAUGUCGUGAAAUACAAGCUGGACCACAUGAGAAGGAAGAUUGAAACGGAUGAGAGAAAUUCCACCAGUCGGGCUUCCUUCAAGUGUCCUGUCUGCUACAGCACUUUCACUGACCUAGACGCUAAUCAGCUGUUUGAACCCACGACAGGAACUUUCCACUGCACCUUUUGCCAUACAGAGGUAGAAGAAAAUGAAUCAGCAAUGCCCAAAAAAGAUGCUCGCACACUUUUGGCAAGAUUUAAUGAACAAAUUGAGCCCAUUUAUGCAUUGCUCCGAGAGAUAGAGGAUGUAAAGUUGGCCUACGAAAUACUUGAGCCUGAACCCACGGAAACUCCAGCCCUGAAGAAGAGCAAGGACCAAGGAGCAACUGCCGCUGGAGCUGUUGUCCUGGCAGGUGAGCACCAGCGGGAGGCACGGACCAACAAAGGCCCCUCGUAUGAGGACUUGUAUACUCAGAAUGUUGUCAUUAACAUGGAUGACCAAGAUGGUGUGCAUCGCUCCUCGCUGAAAGAGAAAGCUGCCAAAGAGAGACCCAUUUGGUUGAGAGAGAGCACUGUCCAAGGAGCGUACCGUUCUGGACAGAUGAAGAAAGAUGGCAUGGAUGUGGACACAUUUCAGGGGCGCAAGGAAGUCCGUGCAGGGCCUGACGACACUGAGGAGGCCAUGCGAGUUCUACUCAUUCAUGAGAAGAAGACUUGUUCGGCGACAGCUGGUUUGGUGGGAGCAGUCGCUCCAGCAAAGGCUGCUACUGACAGUGACUCUGAGAGUGAGACCAGUGAGUCGGACAACGCCUUUCCACCCCGGCCAGCCGCUGCAGCUCCUCAUCAUCGCGAUGAAGAUGAGGAGGACGAUGAGUUUGAGGAAGUAGCCGAUGACCCCAUGGUUUUGGUGGCUGGCUGUCCAUUCUCCUUCUCUGAGGUCUGCCAGCAGCCGGAGCUGGUAGCCCGGAUGACGCCGGAAGAGAAGGAAGCAUACAUAGCCAUUGGGCAGGGCAUGUUCGAGGAUAUGUUUGCGUGA